ACGAUUUUAAUAAAAAAAUAGAUGGAAUCAGAAUGACAGAAUGUUUAAUAAAAAAAUAUUGUAGAGAUAACAAACUUUAUGAAACGCCUUAUCUCAAUGAUGUUUUGUAUUUGCAUUACAAAGGUUUUUCCUUUAUCGAGAAUUUAGAUAAUUAUACUGGUUUAAAAUGUCUUUGGUUAGAAAAUAAUGGAAUUAAAGAAAUUGCAAAUCUUAAUAAUCAAACAAAACUUAAAUGCCUUUUCCUUCAUAACAAUUUAAUAAAAAAAAUUGAAAAUCUUGAAUAUUUAGAACAACUUGAUAAUCUUAACCUUGCAUAUAAUUUAAUCAAUAAAAUUGAAAAUCUUGAUUCUCUCAACUAUCUAACUAAUUUAAAUUUAUCUCAUAAUUAUUUAAAAACUUUAAAAGAUAUAGAGCAUAUUCGUUAUCUGGAUAGUGUUUCUAUUUUAGAUAUAUCAUAUAAUAAAAUUGAUACAGUUGAAGUAGUAAAUGUUGUAGGUGCUAUGAAAUCUCUUCGAGUACUAACAUUAAAAGGAAACCCUGUAAUUAAAUUUAUAAAAAUGUAUCGAAAAAGUUUAAUUUUGAAUUGCAAAUAUUUGCAACACUUGGAUGAUAAACCAGUGUUUCCGUGUGAUAGAGCUUGUGCUGAAGCAUGGAGCCGUGGUGGUCUUCAAGAAGAACAAGUUGAAAGACGGCUUUGGAUUGAAUGUGAUAAAAAAAAAAUUAACGAUAGUGUUAUAUGUAAACUGUUUUAA
Messenger RNA from Ceratosolen solmsi marchali, 752 nucleotides. RefSeq names its product dynein assembly factor 1, axonemal. Lineage: Eukaryota; Metazoa; Arthropoda; Insecta; Hymenoptera; Agaonidae. Gene Ontology annotation, molecular function: protein binding; dynein complex binding. The transcript has 6 exons. The record is from RefSeq and is a predicted model, not a curated record. Gene Ontology annotation, biological process: axoneme assembly. Gene Ontology annotation, cellular component: axoneme. The coding region runs from base 33 to 752 and encodes 239 amino acids.